Molecule: messenger RNA, 2711 nt
Organism: Psammomys obesus (fat sand rat)
Lineage: Eukaryota; Metazoa; Chordata; Mammalia; Rodentia; Muridae
Gene: Fam20c
Product: FAM20C golgi associated secretory pathway kinase
Exons: 10
Coding region: 313-2049 (578 amino acids)
Biological process (GO): protein phosphorylation
Cellular component (GO): Golgi apparatus
Molecular function (GO): protein serine/threonine kinase activity
Source: RefSeq, a predicted model, not a curated record
CUUCUGCCUACACGCCCAAUGAGUGUGGUCGCCGUCCCGGAGACCCUAGUCUGUCUCUGCGUUCCCUGUCACCACUGCCACCAGCUCCGCCGACGAGGGCCGCUGGCUGCCCCCCGAGAUGCCCUGGAGAGCUGGUGCUUUGGUGGCGGGUGUCCUCCACCACGUCCGAGUCUGGAAACAGCCCCCGAGCUGGUAGCUGCUUCGACGCCGAAUGGACAUUGACCCGCGAGUGGUUGCCGGCUUGGUGCCAAGCUGAGGGGUGCCGGUGGACGCGCGUCCGGAACCCCCCCGAGCCCGCUGGCCUGCGCGGCCAUGAAGAUGAUCCUGGUGCGCAGGUUUCGCGUGCUCAUCCUGGUGGUGUUCCUGCUGGCUUGUGCUUUGCACAUUGCUGUUGACCUGAUACCUAAGCUGGACCGGCGCGCCGCGCGAACCUCCGGGGAGCCCGGCUGCUCCUGCGCUCAGCCGGCGGCAGAGGCAGCUGGCCCAGGCUGGGCCCAGGCGAGGAGCCAGGGGGAGUCGGCCGGUGGCGACGCAGGCUGGCCCAACAAACACACACUGCGCAUCCUGCAAGACUUCAGCUCAGAUCCAGCCUCUAACCUAACCUCCCACUCCUUAGAGAAGCUGCAUCCUGCGGCGGAGCGGGUUGAUCACGCCCCACGGGGUCAGGAGGCCGGCUCCCCGCCACCCCAUGACCCCGUGCACCGGCCACUGCUUCGAGACCCCGGGCCACGACCCCGGGUGCCACCCCCUGGCCCCAGCGGGGACGGAUCGCUCUUAGCCAAGUUGUUUGAGCACCCGCUCUACCAGGGGGCUGUGCCUCCGCUGACAGAGGACGACGUCCUGUUUAAUGUGAACAGCGACAUCAGGUUUAACCCCAAGGCAGCAGAGAAUCCUGACUGGCCACAUGAAGGUGCUGAAGGCGCCGAAUUCCUGCCCACCGGUGAGGCAGCCGUGGAUCUGUACCCUAACUGGCUGAAAUUCCACACGGGCAUCAACCGGUAUGAGCUGUACUCCAGACACAACCCGGCCAUCGAUGCCUUGCUUCAGGACCUUGGCUCGCAGAAGAUCACCAGCGUCGCCAUGAAGUCGGGGGGCACGCAGCUGAAGCUCAUCAUGACCUUCCAGAAUUACGGGCAGGCGCUGUUCAAACCCAUGAAGCAGACGAGGGAGCAGGAGACGCCACCCGACUUCUUUUAUUUCUCUGACUACGAGAGGCACAACGCAGAGAUCGCUGCCUUCCACCUCGACAGGAUCCUGGACUUCCGCAGAGUUCCUCCGGUGGCUGGCAGGAUGAUCAACAUGACCAAGGAGAUCCGGGAUGUCACACGGGAUAAGAAGCUAUGGAGAACCUUCUUUGUGUCUCCAGCCAAUAACAUCUGCUUCUACGGAGAAUGUUCCUACUACUGUUCCACGGAACACGCCCUGUGUGGGAGGCCGGACCAGAUCGAAGGCUCCCUGGCGGCCUUCCUGCCUGACCUGUCGCUGGCCAAGAGGAAGACGUGGCGGAACCCCUGGCGUCGUUCCUACCACAAGCGAAAGAAGGCAGAGUGGGAAGUGGACCCCGAUUACUGUGAGGAGGUGAAGCAGACGCCACCCUAUGACAGUGGCCACCGAAUCCUGGACAUCAUGGACAUGACUGUCUUUGAUUUCCUCAUGGGGAACAUGGACCGACAUCACUACGAGACCUUUGAGAAGUUCGGGAAUGACACCUUCAUCAUACACUUGGACAACGGGCGCGGGUUCGGGAAAUACUCACACGAUGAGCUGUCCAUCCUAGCGCCUCUUCAUCAGUGCUGCAGGAUCAGGAGGUCCACCUACCUGAGGCUGCAGCUGCUGGCCAAGGAGGAACACAAGCUGAGCCUGCUGAUGGCCGAGUCCCUGCGGCAGGACAAGGUGGCGCCAGUGCUCUACCAGCUGCACCUGGACGCCCUGGACCGGCGGCUGCGCAUAGUGCUGCAGGCCGUGCGAGACUGCGUGGAGAAGGACGGGCUGAGCAGUGUGGUGGAGGACGACCUAGCCGCUGAGCACAGAGCCUCCACGGAGAGGUAGUGACCGCGCUGCCCACGAGCACGGAGGAGCGCAGAGCCUGGCCACCUGUGAAUUCAGUGAAUUCGGACCGGCUUGAGUCCUCCCCACCCGAGGGAGGGAGCAUGGCGUCUCCCUCACGGCUUUGAGAAGGAUGUGUGGGCCUCCGGGUCCAGCAGAGACCAGACAUGCAACAGAGUGGCCAGAAGGAGGCACUCCAUCCUUCCUACAGGGAGGCACCUCUACUCACUGUUUUGUACUUAACGACAGGCUCCCGCUUCCGCCGAUGGACCACCACCCAGGGAACCUCUGGGCCACUUCAAGGACCUUCCGUGAUGUGCUCACGCUCUGGUCCUCAAGUAAAAUCCACUUUCUGCUCUCCAACCUGGGGCCUCCUCUCUCAGAGGCUGGAGCACUUUAGGGAGGGGAGGCCCUGAUGGACAUCAUGGCCUACGAAUAAACAGAUGGGUACCCAAGAAUGGGUUCCUGGAUACAGAUGACCAGCUAUCCACUUUUCCACCGCUGCACAGUAGCCAGGCCUUGCUAGUUGGUGGUGGGCACUGCUUGCCUUAGCUGAACUCUGGACAGUGGGUGUCAAGGCAUUAUGCAGGGCCCAUGGCCCCAGGGACACUUCUGUGCAGUAGUUUGCAGUGAGGUAACAGUGCAAUAAAGAUACAGCAAGCGUG